Messenger RNA from Oryzias melastigma (Indian medaka), 2349 nucleotides. RefSeq names its product adenosine deaminase domain containing 1 (testis-specific) (gene adad1). Gene Ontology annotation, molecular function: double-stranded RNA adenosine deaminase activity; tRNA-specific adenosine deaminase activity; double-stranded RNA binding. The record is from RefSeq and is a predicted model, not a curated record. Bases 178 to 1830 code for a protein of 550 amino acids. Gene Ontology annotation, cellular component: cytoplasm; nucleolus. Lineage: Eukaryota; Metazoa; Chordata; Actinopteri; Beloniformes; Adrianichthyidae. Gene Ontology annotation, biological process: adenosine to inosine editing; RNA processing. The transcript is spliced from 13 exons.
AGACCAAGGAGAACAGCGCCUUCUGGUCUUUAACAUUCGAGUAUUGCAAAACAUCUGUUUGAAUUUCACACAACGUCAUCCAUCCUGUCUUACAAAUGAUCUAUGUUAGAAGGGCACGUGCACAAAACUGACCCACAUUUUCCAUCACGUCAACGGAGCUCCGCGUAAGGCUGCAGGAUGAUUCCUGCUGGUAGACCCUUUCCAGGAUCUAGAGGAGCCUCUUUUGCUCAAAAUCUCAGUAGAAAUUUGAACACAGCACCAGGACUUGAGAAGUCUCACAAACAACCAGCUUCUUUAAAGGAUUCUUCCCAAUAUCCUGUCAAAGCAAAAGUUUCGCCCCAGAAGCUCAUUGAGAGGUACAUGAACGGUGAAUCAGAUGCUGUGUCUUUGCUCCAUCAGCUGGCCCGGGUUUUUCAAUUUCACCUGGAAAUGAAGGAAACCAUAGCUUCAGGUGACUUGCAGAUGCUUUGUUUUGCUUUCUGUGUGUUGAUUGAUGGGGUGGAGUACAAGACUGGCACUGGAAUAAACAAGAAAGAGGCUCGUCUGAAUGCAGCAAAGCUUGCUCUGGAGGAGUUUCUGCCCUCAUUGGAGCAAUUUAACUUAUCUCUCCCUGAUACAACAGACGUCCCGCCUCCCCUGCCACUGAAAGAGGAAUCCUGUGUUGGUGGCAGCUGUCAUAACAGACCCAGUUAUGAAGCAAAGGUUCCAGUCAACAUGCAGAUUCCCCAUGCGGUCAGGGCUCAGCUCACCAGACUGAUGAGUUUCCACCCUGAGUUCUCGGGCUGUGCAGACACCAUAGCAGCUUUUGUGAUUCAGGCUGGCAGUGAAUGCAAGGUGGUGGCCCUUGGCACAGGAGGCUUUAAUACUAGAGAGAAUAUCUCAUCAAAUGGUCGGAUUUUGCACGAUUCCCAUGCAGUUGUGACUGCAAGGAGGUCGCUCAUGAGAUAUCUCUACAGGAACUUGCUGAUGUUUUACAGCAAAAAUCCCACUCUGAGCCAACAGUCAGUUUACCAGCACAAGAGCAACAGCAACUUUCUCUGCUUGAAAAGUGGAAUCAGCCUUCAUUUGUAUGUAAACAUGAUGCCAAAGGGUGCUGCUGUCAUUCCGUCUAAACUGUACUUGAACCCACUUUCUAUCUCGGCUUGGAAAGUCAGCAAUGAGAUUGGCCUGCACCUGAUGGUAGAGGGCAAGCUGGUCUCGGUUUUCUCAUCAGAGGUAGAAAACCUGGCUUUCAAGGUGGUUAGCAUGUCCACGGCAGACAAAAUCACUCAGUGGCAGGUGAUAGGAUAUCAGGGAGCACUGCUCAGUCACUUCAUUGAGCCAAUCUAUGCUCAAAGCAUUCUCAUUGGUGACUCUUGCUGCAGUGAAGUUCGUGGCAUGGAGUUCUCAGUUUGUCAGCGCAUGGAGGGGGUCACUUCUCAACUUCCCAUGUUUUACUGCAUGAUGAGGCCCCUAAUCAGUCUUGUGCCAUCUGUGGCCAACUGCACCCCCAGCAGCAACCAGCUGACCCAUUGCAUUAACUGGAGUGAAGGAGACAGCACUUUGGAAGUUGUAGAUGGUCUUGAGGGCAAGACUGUAGAAGAAUCUCCAUUUAAGAGUGGCACUACUUUGGCAAGCCGUCUGUGCAAAGCAGCGAUGCUGCACCGCUUUAAACUUGUUGCCAAAGAAGCUGAAAGGCAGGACCUCCUUGUUGCAAGCUCUUACAGAGAGGCAAAGAGAAUGGCAAAGCCAUACCAGGAGGCCAAGAGUGUGCUGCGAGCAUACCUUUGUCAGAAGGGCUUUGGUUCCUGGCUGGAGAAGUUUUCCGUGAGUGAUAACUUCAGCAAAUGAAUGAAGAACAGUUUUGAUUAAAAUGUUAAGCCUGUUCUUCACAGGCAGCUUAGAUAUUGUUUAACAUCAAACUUUUUGAUUUCUAGACUGAUAAAGUUCAACCUUAGUUCAUUUUUUGUAACAACAUGUAUAGAUUUGAGAGUGGCAAUACAAAUGUGUAUUACUUAACAUUCUUUUUUCAGUGUAGCAACCUUUAAGUCUUCAUCAGAUUUGGAACUUGGCAUGUGUUUUUUUUUUUCAAGUUUAGUUUUCAAUGCAUGUCUCUAAACCUAUGUGAAAUGUUAUUACAAUAGUAACAUGCUGAAAAGGUGUUAUAACCAGAAUGUGUGUGAGGGUGUUUUCUUUAUAGACCUAAAUGUGUUCUUACAAGUUGUUCUGCAGUUGCUUCAUAGUUGAUUUGUUCUAUCCACUUUAUAUGAUCACUUUUACAGAAAAUGUGAUAGCUUUAUAUUCAGCAGUUUGAUUUAAUAUUGGAAAUCUUAUGUUGCAAGGUGUAAUAAACAAAAGAUAUAAACUUGU